Messenger RNA from Populus trichocarpa (black cottonwood), 1190 nucleotides. RefSeq lists its product as uncharacterized. The record is from RefSeq and is a predicted model, not a curated record. NCBI's taxonomy places the organism in Eukaryota, Viridiplantae, Streptophyta, Magnoliopsida, Malpighiales, Salicaceae. The transcript has 3 exons. The coding region runs from base 225 to 857 and encodes 210 amino acids.
GUUUCAAGUCAGAGACAAAAGAGCUCUCGUCAAUCCACAAAUCACAAGGAAAAGUUUUUAUAUAUUUCCCAUAUCAAAGUUCCAAUCUUUCUUCAAUUUUUGAGUGUUAAAGAUUGUUUCUCUUUUGUGGGUUUUGUCUGUUUUUCGGCUGCAGAAAGCUCAGAAUUGUUAAUCUUUUAAGCUUACUAUAGAUUAGAGAGAGAGAGGGAGAGAGUUAUAGAAGAAUGGAAUCAGCAUCUACGUCGUCAUCAACAUCGAUAAUAACACCAGAAGAUGUGUUAGAAUCAUUAAUGAAUGAUGGUACCAUUGAUGCUCUUAGACUGAAGAUCAUCAAUCAGCUCAAAGCGAAUGAAGAGUUAAAGAAUACUGCUAUUAGAAUGGCUGAGCAGAGCAAGGUUUUGAACACUCCUGGAGCAGAGAAACAGACCAAAAGAGAGUUAUUUGAUGCACUUCGACAGGAGCUGGAAGCUCCAGUGCUUGAGAAGGCCUCUAGAUCAGUUUGGGAGUUGAUUUUAGACAGCAAUGGAUUGGGGAAAGAAAUAAGUGAAACAGUUGAAAGAGUGUAUUGUCGAUUAAGUGGCCAGGAACCUCCAUUGUUUCCACAACCAAACGCUGAAACCCAGCCAAAUAAAGGAAAUGACUGCAAGGGGAGGGAAGAAAAGGAAGAGGAAAGUGAAAGUCAAAAGGAAAAAUCAAGCUCAAAUUCUAAAAAGAGGAGUCAUAGAGAGAUGAGUAUGGAAGCAGGGGCAAACGAAGUUGCUAACCAGACAGCAAAUGAAGUUGCUGGCAAAUCUGUUGAUCUUCCACCAGCACAGGAAGGAGCUAACAAGUCCCCUCCAUCAACUUCGAAGACUUGAAUCCUUGCAUCAAAUUGGCCGUGUUACAGAAGUGACUCUGAAUGAGCUGUGUGUUACAAAAGUGACUCUGAAUGUGGUGAUCCUUGACUGUUAUCAUUGUCACAAAUCACACGGGCUUGGUGAAUCUCGUCGCUAGCUUGCUGUCUAAGCCAGCCCACAGUCAACCUGGCAUUGUUAGGACAUCCCUAGUAGUUUUUUCUUUGUUGAUUUCCUAGAAGUAAAUGUAGUAUCACAAGUCUUGACAUUUUUACCUCACAGCUGAUGACUUAACAUUUUUUCUUGCAUGCUUCAGUUUUAAUUAUUUGCGGUGCGUAUUGCUAGAAUUUCCUUUAA